Branchiostoma belcheri (Belcher's lancelet) is the source of this 634-nucleotide messenger RNA. RefSeq lists its product as uncharacterized. The transcript is spliced from 2 exons. NCBI's taxonomy places the organism in Eukaryota, Metazoa, Chordata, Leptocardii, Amphioxiformes, Branchiostomatidae. The coding region runs from base 68 to 616 and encodes 182 amino acids. The record is from RefSeq and is a predicted model, not a curated record.
ACCUUGUGUCACAGUACAUGGCCAAGUCCUAAACCCUGUGGACAAGUUCACCUACUUGGGCAGUACCAUGUCACGGCAGGCAAACAUAGAUGAGGAAGUGAACGGCAGAAUCUCUAAGGCCAGCAGUGCUUUUGGGAGACUUAGACGCAAUGUCUGGGACCGAAGGGGAAUCAAGCUCAGCACAAAACUUAAAGUCAUUCACACCCUCAUAGAGAAAGCCCAAGCAAGGUGGGCAGGACACGUCCGACGGAUGAACGACAGCCGCAUACCCAAAAUGCUGCUGUAUGGGGAACUGGCUGAAGGCAAAAGGCUAGCGGGCCGCCCCAAGCUCCGCUUCAAGGACAGCCUCAAGGCAACUCUGAAGAGCCUCAGCAUUCCCGUCGAAAACUGGGAGGACGCUGCCACUGACCGUCACCAUUGGCGCAGACUAGUCCACCAGGGCGCCGAUGCUGAGCGUCGUCGCAUCAACCUGGCUGUCAGUAAGCGGGAGGCACGAAAGGCGAGGGAGAAAAACCCGUCUCUGCAGCCACCACCUGAGCACAAGUGUGACGUCUGCGGCAGGUGCUUCCGUGCUAGAAUUGGACUCGUCAGCCACACCCGGACACACAAGGACUGAAGUUGGGGUCAUCAUCGA